AUGUAAAAACUGUCUUUGUAAUGUUUUAUCAAUAUAAAAACUUAAACUUCCAACAUUCAGAUGACUUUCUUUCCUUUUUUUCCUGUAUGGGCUAAUGAAUAUUGCAAAGCCAAUAGCCAAAUGGCUGUUUAAACAUUGUUUCAGCAAACUCACAUCCAGUCUCGAUAAAAUCAAGUCCCAUCUGGCUUUUUUAUCUCAUUUUUUGUCUCAUAAACAAUAUCCUGUUUCAAUCUGAUAUAUGUUCUGGAAGUUUAAUAGGUUGCAAAUGGGGAUUCACUUUGUUACUUUUCUUCAUCACUAGUCAUUAUUUUCUUGCUUAAAAUAUCUGAUAUUUUAAAUAAUUCUCACACCUGUGCAUGUGUGUUAUUGUCUGUUUCUAUGUGUGUGUGAAGCUAAAGGAAAACAAAGGUUUACAUUAUAUGCUGCUGACGACAUCAGGUCUCCAUGACAGCUUAUGGUAAGUAUCAUAUAACAUGGGUCAGCUCUCUCUCUCACUUCCUCUAUCUCCCUCUCACAGUGAAACUUGGUACAGUAUCUCUGUUUAUUGUGAUCUCAGGUGCCAAAGACCUAGAAAUUGAUGGUAAGGUGUGUGUUUGUGAAACAGGAGGAGGAAAAGAGAAUAAAAAUAAGGAGAUAGAGGGAAAAUGUAAAUGUGUUUGAGAGCUUGAUGAAAUCAUGUUUGCUGACUGUUGCCCUCUAGAGUGUCUCAUCGGUGCCAUAAUGACGCCACUCAGUCGAAAGUGUGUAGUGCAGCUCACGCUGAGCUGUGUUUCUCUAAUGUUUGCAGAUCUCAUCUGUCAGACAGACUCAUUUUCAUGGGUAAACUGUUUUAAAUAUAGAGUUAAAGGGAUAGCUCACACAAAAAUGAAAAUUUUGUCAUAAUUUAUUUACUUGAUUAUUGUUCCAAACCCAUAUAACUUUCUCCCUUUUUCUUUCUGGAACAAAGAUUGUAAAAAAAUUUUUACUGGUUUGUCUUUUUCCUGCAAUUACAAUAAGGUGACUGGACUUUAAAGCUUUAAAAAAAAAAAAAAAAAAGGAUGAAAAAGCAACAUCAUAGAAGUCAUUAAUGCACUUUAUUUCAUGUCAUCUGAAGUCAUACAAUGGCUUUUUGUGACCAACCACAAUUUGAAUAUUUAUUCACUGACUACUUCCCACCAGUGAGCUUGUUAACCACUGCGACCGGAUCAUUGAAUCUCAGAACUGUAACAGUCCAAUUUGGGGACAAAUCAUUUAGGUUUUGUGAACUGGGUCAACUGAAUCAUUGAAAAUAUAUGAUUCAAGAAUGAUUCGUUCAUGAAUCAGACAUUGCUAAUUUCUUACGACCUCUGAUGAAAGAUGUUCUAUGAAUAAUGACUUAGGUUUCAGUCAGUUCCUCACACAAACCUAUCAUAUGGCUUCAGAAGGCUUGAAAAACUAGAAUAUUCUUUUAAAAAUGUCAUUGUCAGUUUGUGUUCCACAGAAGAAAGAAAAUUCAUAUGGGUUUGGAAUGACAUGAGUUCAUUUUUGGGUAAAAUAUCCAUUUAAUAAUUUACCUCAUUACACUCCAAAGGUGAACUAAAGUUGCGCUGCAGUUCACAGGUACUCAUCCAGAACUAAUUAAAACAUUCCAACCUAACAAAACACACAUCUGAUAGUGUACAUCCCUGUAUUCACAAGAGAAAGAGAGACUUUUACCUCUGACCAGUCUCCACCCAUAAUAGCCUGCUAUCCAGGAGGGAGUGGCUGACCGAGGGAGGGGAAAGAGAGAGAGAGAGCGGGAGAGAGACAGAGAAAGCUGGAGAGCUCUGCGGUAGCAGUCAGCGCAAGAACCAAAGCAGAGAAAGACUGAAAGAGAGAGAGAGGGGGGGAAAAGAAGGUAGAUAGAGAAAGAAACACUGGAAUCAACAACUAAGAAAUAAAAUAAAGGAGAAAAAAGAGAGAAAGAAGUCUGGAAAAUAACUUCAGACCAGGACAGAAGAGACUGAGAGAGAGAGAAGGGAAAAAGACAGACCCAUGAAUUAAAAGAAGUCUUGACUUCACAUUGGAGACACAUGUUCAUGCGUGGACUGUUGCUGCUGCUGUGAUCUGUCAUUCCUCCUCACAGUUGUGUGUGUGUGUGUGUGUUCUUGAGAGGCUGAGGAGAGUGUGUGUGUGAGCCUUUCGUUCCUCUGGAGUCUACGGGACCAUGGCACCUGUCAGGAACGGAUGAACUUGAGGCUUAAAAGACUGGAAGUUGUGGAAGAAAGAGAUAAAAGCUGAAAAGAAAAACGCUGAAAGAGUAAAAGCUUUCGGUGUAGAGAGGAAACUCCACAUCCACAGCAUCACUGUCACAACAAGCAGGACGACUGAGAGCCGCUACGACAACAGCUGCCACGACAACCAGCAUCCCAGUCAACCAUCUGUGUGGCAGCUGUCUGCUGUUUAAAACUGAUAAGAAGUUCUGGUCCUUCUCAAAAGAUGAUGACUAUGAUGUUGAUGAUGUGCAGCUCUCUGGUCCUGCUUGGGCUGAUCGGCGUCGGUGCUUCAUCUAGCGGAAGUUCAUCUUCCUCACCCCGGAUGAAGCUGUCUUAUAAAGAUCUUCAGCAGUUUAACGGCGUUAAGCGGUUUGACUUAGAGCGUUCGUGUUGUUUCGGAGCUCUCCUAUUGGACGAGGAGAGGGGGCGGCUGUUUGUUGGAGCUCGUAACUUUCUUUUAUCUCUCAGCCUCGACAACAUCAGCAAGCAGGAACAGAAGAUCUACUGGCCAGCACCUGUUGAUUGGAGAGAAGAGUGCAACUGGGCCGGGAAAGACAUCAAUACGGACUGUGUAAACUAUGUAAAAGUGCUUCACCACUAUAAUCGGACUCACCUGUACGCCUGUGGGACUGGGGCUUUCCACCCUACCUGUGCUUAUGUGGAGGUGGGACAGAAGCUAGAGGAUCAUGUGUUUAGAAUCGAUCCCUCUCUGGUAGAAGAUGGAAAAGGAAGGAGUCCGUAUGACCCACGCCACACGUCAGCAUCUGUUCUGAUUGGUGAUGAGCUUUAUGCAGGCGUUGCCACUGAUUUGAUGGGGCGGGACUUUACAAUCUUUCGCAGCAUGGGACAAAGACCCUCCAUACGAACGGAACAGCACGAUUCUCGUUGGCUCAAUGAGCCCAAGUUUAUAGCGGCAUUUGGUGUUCCCGAGAGCGAGAAUCCUGAUGAUGAUAAAGUCUUCUUCUUCUUCAGAGAAACUGCUGUAGAAGCUCAGGGAUUCGGGAAGGUUACAUAUUCCCGGAUUGGCCAGCUUUGCAGGAAUGAUAUGGGAGGACAGCGCAGUCUAGUAAAUAAGUGGACAACAUUUCUGAAGGCUCGUCUUGUGUGUUCUGUACCAGGCAAUGAUGGCACUGAAACGCAUUUUGAUGAACUUAGGGAUGUGUUUCUGCUGCAGACCCGUGAUAGAAAGAACCCUCUGAUCUACACUGUCUUUACAACCUCCAGUAGUGUAUUUCAAGGAUCUGCAGUGUGUCUCUAUACCAUGAAUGACAUUCGGCGGGCAUUUUUAGGGCCUUUUGCCCAUAAAGAAGGGCCCAAUUAUCAGUGGGUUCCAUUCCAGGGUAAAGUGCCAUACCCACGGCCAGGCAUGUGUCCCAGUAAGACCUUCGGCAGUUUUGAGUCAACUAAAGGUUUUCCUGAUAACGUAAUCCAGUUUGCAAGGCAUCAUCCAUUAAUGUUUAAUCCAGUCACUCCACUGGGGGGUCGGCCACUGUUCCUGCGUACCGGAAUACCAUACACCUUCACUCAGAUUACCGUAGACCGCGUCAAUGCAGCUGAUGGACACUACGAUGUAAUGUUCAUUGGCACAGAUGUGGGCUCUGUGCUGAAGGUGAUCUCUGUGCCCAAGGGAAGCUGGAGUAACACAGAGCUUCUGCUGGAGGAGCUUCAGGUCUUUAAGGAUUCUUCAUCUAUUAUCAGUAUGCAGAUUUCCUCUAAACGGCAACAGCUGUACAUUGGCUCAGAUACAGGUGUUGUCCAGGUGCCUCUGCACCGCUGCAGUAUGUACGGUAAAGCCUGUGCCGAGUGCUGCCUGGCUCGAGAUCCAUACUGCGCCUGGGACGGACACACCUGCACACGCUAUCUGCCAAACACAAAACGAAGGUUCCGGCGUCAGGAUGUGAGGAAUGGGGAUCCUAAUGCUCUCUGCUCAGGAGACCAUCAGAAGCAGCGUGUCCUGGAGAAGAGGCUGUACGCUGUGGAUGGAAGCAGCUCCUUCCUGGAAUGUAUCCCAAAAUCACUACAGGCCCAGAUUACAUGGACCUAUCAGAGGCAUCCGGAAAACCCACGGGAGGAGGUCCGUCUAGAUGACCGUGUUUUGCAGACCGAGCGAGGCCUGUUGCUGAGACGAGCUGUGCGUAGAGAUGGCGGCGUGUAUCAGUGUCACGCAAUGGAACACGGAUUCAUCCAGACCCUCCUUGCCAUCACGCUGGAGAUUUUACCUUUGGCUGGCCCCGCCCCCUCUGCUCUUAACCCUCGCAGCCCCGCCCACUCCCACACCAAUCACGGGCAGUCCACCAAUCAAAAGCUGUGGUACAGGGACUUCAUGCAGUUGGUGGAUCACCCAAACCUAAACACAGUUGACCAGAUCUGUGAGCAAGUUUGGUCACGCAAGCACAGCCUAUCAGGGAAGGCCGCGCCAGGUCCAGCUAAUGAUGCACCGGAUCACGACCCGCUGCACUCUAAAAAGUGGAAGCACCUGAAGGAAGUGAGGAAAGGGCGAAAUCGCAGAACACAUGACGGGAGACCCGCACCCAGAGCGCCACGGAGCGCAGGAGAGUAGCGAGGGAGAGGCGGAGUGAAAGAGAGACUGAGAGACAGAAAGGAAGAGCAAAAACCACUGGAGGUGGACAGAUUCUCAUACAGCAUCUCAUUCAUCUGACUGUUUAUCACCUGUUCUGCUUUUUAUUACCUUUGUGACGACACUCCACAGCCUGUUAUCAGUCUCUAUAUGCUCUAUUGCCCUCAUCUCCAGUCUGAAGACUCAAUCUAGUGCCCCCACGACCCCAAUCCCGCUCCCGCCAGCAUCUAUUACUCCAAACCUUCCAACUCCUGAUGGUUAUCCAGAAACCCACUCUCCAUCCAGUUCAUCUAACACAAACUCAAGGUCCUGAAGUCCAAAAAAUCCCUUCGAGUUGUAACCGGAAAAGCUUUGAUUGGAAAUCGAAGAGACAUAAAGACAUGCAUGUGCUGCGUAAAUCAGUAAACACAGGCUCUUGUGGACACACAUUGAGUAAAUCCAUAUAUACUCUUCUGUGUUUUCAUCUGGGUGUUUGUGCUACAUGUUCUGUAGAUUAGAUUAUCCUCUCACUUUGGCCCUGAAACAGAGACCACACAGAGACCCUGACUCACCAGCACCAUCACUCUUCUUCUUCUUUCACUGCUUGAAGACUAAAAACACAUCAUUUCAAGCAAAUAAAAGACAAAAAAGGAGAAAAACUGUACAUUUGUGAUCUGGUAAGGCUGUCGGCUGUCGGCGGUCGACGAGAUUUACAUUUCUGGCGCGUCUACAAAGUAACAAAGGUGAAUCAUUAUUUUGAGUUACUAAGUUAUGUGUCAGGUGUUCUGAUUAUGUGUUGUGUGAGACUGAGAUGGACACAGCAUUAAUGUACAGGGGCAUUAUGAGGAAUGUGGUCUGGGACCAGGUAAGGAAAUCUACAGAGAAACAUUUUUAGAUACUUUUAGGUCUAACCUCACAUCUAACCUGUUGAAACCGAAUAAGGCAGAAUAGUUAUGUAUAUUUGAAUGCGUCUGUGUAAGAUUUUGAGAGUGAGAUUUUCCUGCUUUUUAUACAGCUCUACCAUAUAUUCACAGUUUAAAAUGAGCAUUCUGUGAGCAUCAUAUACUGAAACCACAAAGCUAAUGUAUUAUGUAUGCUAGUACAUAAUGGGUUAAAUGAGAGAACACAGAUCCAAGGCCAUCUCUCAAGACAAGAAACAAGAAAAAGUGCCCAAGAAAAAUGUCCUUAAGCUCUGACUCUGACAAUUCAUGUGAAUAUUUAAUAACACAUUUAAGAGUUUAGCCGAUGGUCCAUUUAUUUUUUAUUGACUCUUUCUGUCUUUUGGAAAAAGGAGUGUUGAAUUAGUCAGUAAAUGCAUGUUUACAGACGUUUGAUGCCAAAUUUCUUUUUGAAUUGUAAACAGCGAUGUGGGAGCGAAUCAUACAAAUUCCAAAAGUCAAAUUUACCAUGGUAACACAGCGUCCUGAAAAAAAAAAAAAUACCAUAGCUAGGCUACUAUAGUAACUACUUUAAAAAUGUGGUAACUUGAUAUCCACCACCACAAAAAGGAAGAAAUUGAAAGCAUACAAAGACUAAGUUCUGACAGUAUUUUGGACACUAAGUUUAGCAAGGUAAACGGGUGGUGCUCGCGCAGGAGAGCUCGAUCGCCUCGCGCUGUGUUGUUAUGGCGCCCUCUUCUGGUGUUUGUGGUUUCUGCUGUGUCGGAUGAGAGAAACCUGACACUAAAAUAAUCAAUUCCGUAUCCGAUUCAUUUGUAAACGGAUGUAAGGAUGUUUUGAGUAGAACUGGUGGAUUAUCAUGUGGUAGUAUUUAUAUCAGUUGUCUAAAAGUUGUACUUAAUGGUUAUUUUUGCAUGACUUUAAACGUCUUGAGCGUUUUUUAAUGGAACAGCCAUGUUUUAAAACUGCGAGAUUAUCUGGUGUUUUCAUCGUAUAUUUAUGGGUCGAUAAGCUAAUGUGUUGUGGUGGUUUGUGAUAAAACUGACCUACAUGUGUAAUGUCCAUUGUUAGAGGAGAGUAUGAGAACAUCCUUGUGUGUAUAUUUUGAAAUUCUUUCCCUUCUUUUGAAUACAUAUUUAAAGACCUAACCUGACACACUCCAUUUGAAAAUCACAUUUUGAGUCGUUCAAAACAUUGCUCAGCAUUUCUAACUAAUCCGGUGUUCUCUUUCUAUUUGCGACGCUUCUCAGCUUUUGAGAGAGAGAGAGUGUGUGUGUGUGUGUGUGUGUGUGUGUGUGUGUGUGUGUGAGAGAGAGAGAGAGACAGAGCGAGAGUGAGAGAGUGUGUGUGUGUUUGUGUGUUGUGCCAUUAAAUAUUAGAAUUUCUGUACAUGGGGGGAAGUGUGAGUUUAAUUUUGUGGACAAGUCAAAGGCCAAAGUUGACGUGAACACUGUAUUACUCUCUGGGUAUUUUCUCUGUGGAUUGUUGCAUCAGACUGUAAAUGAUUAACACAAUAAAACAUACAGUUAAGUCAAAAUAA
Molecule: messenger RNA, 7209 nt
Organism: Ctenopharyngodon idella (grass carp)
Lineage: Eukaryota; Metazoa; Chordata; Actinopteri; Cypriniformes; Xenocyprididae
Gene: sema3b
Product: sema domain, immunoglobulin domain (Ig), short basic domain, secreted, (semaphorin) 3B
Exons: 18
Coding region: 2437-4773 (778 amino acids)
Biological process (GO): axon guidance; positive regulation of cell migration; neural crest cell migration
Molecular function (GO): semaphorin receptor binding; chemorepellent activity
Source: RefSeq, a predicted model, not a curated record